GCUGCUGCCUGUAAUUUGCAAUCGCAACAGCCUCUGCUGUGCCCAGAGGCCUGCCUGAGCUGCUCUGCUGCCUCACCCCAGGGAGAGAUCUCACAGCAAGGCCCUGUUCCUAGCCAAGGUGGGGCCUGUCUCUGGCUCUGACUAGUCCUAGGGAGACACAGGGGGACAGAAAAGAGAAAUGGCUGCACCGGAGCCAGCUCAGGUCCCGGUGACAUUUGAGGAUGUGGCUGUGUAUUUCUCUCGGGAGCAAUGGGGCCUUUUGGACGAUAUGCAGAGGGCCCUCUACAGGGAUGUCAUGCAGGAGAAUUACCAGACUCUGGUCUCACUGCGAUCUUCCAUUCCCAAACCUGACGUGAUUUCCCAGCUGGAACGAGGGGAAGAGCCCUGGGUCCCAGACCUCCAGAGCUCCCAGGAAAGGGAGGUCCCAAGAGGUGCCCGAACAGCAGGGGACGACGUCAUCACCCAGAGGAAUCCCGCAGGCGAUAGGCCGACCAUAUGCAAUGAGUGCGGGAAGAGCUUCAGAGGGAGCUCAAACCUCGUUCAGCAUCAGAGGAUCCACACGGGGGAGAGACCUUACAAAUGCGCAGCCUGUGCGAAGAGCUUCCGCCAGCGCUCACACCUCCUCCAGCACUGGAAGAUCCACACGGGGGAGAGACCCUUUGAAUGCCCCGACUGCGGGAAGAGCUUCAGCGUGAGCUCCGCCCUCAUUAGGCACCAGAAAACUCACACGGGCGAGAGACCCUACGCAUGUGCCGAGUGCGGGAAGAGCUUCAGCGUGAGCUCCGCCCUUACUAGGCACCAGCGCAUCCACACGGGCGAGCGGCCCUACGUCUGUGCCGAGUGCGGGAAGAACUUCAGCGUGAGCUCCCAUCUCGUGCAGCACCAGCGCAUCCACACGGGGGAGCGGCCCUACGUGUGCGCUGAGUGUGGCCGGAGCUUCAGCCAGAGCUCCCACCUCCUCCAGCAUCAGAGGGUCCACACGGGCGAGCGGCCCUACGAAUGCACCGAGUGCGGGAAGAACUUCAGCCAGAGCUCGGACCUCAUCAAACACCAGAGAACCCACUCGGGAGAGCGACCCUACGAAUGCCCUUGCUGCUUUAAAAGCUUCACCUGGAACUCAGUGCUCAUUAAACACCAGAGAGUGCACAUGGGACAGAGACCCUAUGCGUGUGGCCAGUGCGUGGAAAGCUUCAGCCCUCAUCAUCCCUCAGAGAAACCCACACGGCACAAACCCCACUGAUGGAGCAUCAGGACACAAGCCACUGUAAUGCACUUGCUCUUAUGAGCAAGUCACUUCAACUCUCUGUGCUGCGUCUUCCACCUCUGCCUAAAGGAAAAUGGGAAUAAUGGGAUUCUCUGGUCCUUGUUUAUAGGAGAGGGCUCUGCUCACCCAUUACCAGCUGGGACUUUUCCUGGAAUUAUAGGGUUUAGGAGGUUUCUUUUCCUUUUACUAUAGAGUGGGUUGAGUGCUGUUUCUGGAAAUUCAGGUUUAGGAGGUUUUCCAGUGAGUUUAGUUCCGGUUUCAGUAAAGUCUUUAUUUGUAGCAGUGGGUCCUUGGAAUUUGGGUUUGAAAUGUU
Terrapene triunguis (Three-toed box turtle) is the source of this 1577-nucleotide messenger RNA. RefSeq names its product zinc finger protein 436-like. The transcript is spliced from 5 exons. The coding region runs from base 179 to 1240 and encodes 353 amino acids. Gene Ontology annotation, molecular function: DNA-binding transcription repressor activity, RNA polymerase II-specific. NCBI's taxonomy places the organism in Eukaryota, Metazoa, Chordata, Testudines, Emydidae. The record is from RefSeq and is a predicted model, not a curated record. Gene Ontology annotation, biological process: negative regulation of transcription by RNA polymerase II.